Molecule: messenger RNA, 1572 nt
Organism: Pseudocercospora fijiensis CIRAD86
Lineage: Eukaryota; Fungi; Ascomycota; Dothideomycetes; Mycosphaerellales; Mycosphaerellaceae
Exons: 1
Coding region: 1-1572 (523 amino acids)
Molecular function (GO): heme binding; iron ion binding; monooxygenase activity
Source: RefSeq, a predicted model, not a curated record
AUGAUCGGGCACACUUUCGAUUUACUGCAGCGACAGGCACUUGAGCAUACGCUUCGCACAGCCAUCGUCCUUCUCAUAUGUCUUCCAAUCACGUACUUCCUAAUCAACGAGGUCAUUCGGUACAGAGCAAGACUACCGGCAUUCCCGGGCCCGAGAGGACUUCCCGUCAUCGGUAACAUCGCAGACAUCAGAUACAACGCCGCAGAAAAGUAUCGGCAAUGGUCGCGCAGAUAUGGACCAGUCUAUCAAAUCCAGCUCGGUAACAUUCCCGUGAUCGUGGUCAACAACGCCCAGGCAGCAAAGACAAUCUUCGGCAACAACUCGCAAGCCCUGAGCUCCAGACCAGUCUUCUACACCUUCCACAAGGUCCUGUCCAACACCGCGGGCACGACAAUUGGCACCUCUCCAUUCUCCGACUCCCUCAAGCGACGAAGAAAGGGUGCCGCAUCUGCCUUGAACAAGCCGAGCGUGCAAACCUACAUUCCACACCUCGACAUCGAGACGCUCUCCUUCGUGCGAGAGGCCUUCAAAUAUGGCGACGCAGGCAAGACAGCGCUGGAUCCCAUGCCACUAAUCCAGCGUCUCUCCCUCUCCCUCUCUCUCACUCUGAACUGGGGCACGCGAAUGGGCGACUCGGAAAACGCCCUCUUCCACGAAAUCACCGAAGUCGAAGAAGCAAUCAGUCGCUUCCGCUCCACCACCGGAAAUCUACAAGACUACAUCCCUCUCCUCCGCCUCAACCCUUUCAGCUUCGGCACCCGCAAAGCCGCAGAAAUGCGAGCGCGCCGCGACGUCUACCUGAAAAAACUCAACGCGGACCUCGACUCGCGCAUGGAAAAAGGCACCCACAAGCCCUGCAUCCAAGCCAACGUCAUCCUCGACCGAGAAGCAAGUCUCACCGCCGAAGAACUCACCUCCAUUUCCCUCACCAUGCUCUCCGGCGGCCUCGACACAAUCACAACCCUCUUGCAAUGGUCCAUCGCCCUCCUCAGCCAACGUCCCGACAUCCAAACCAAAGCCAUAACCGAAAUCCGAAACCUCCACCCCACCCUCCUCUGCGACGAAAACGACGACAUGAAAUGCGAAUACAUCGUGGCCCUGGUCAAAGAAUGUCUCCGCUACUACACCGUCCUCCGCCUCGCUCUCCCGCGCUCGACAGUCCGCGACGUCACCUUCGAAAACAAACUCAUCCCCUCCGGAACCACCAUGUUCCUCAACGCCUGGGCGUGCAACAUGGACGAAGAGAUCUGGGGAUCGGAUGCAGAGGUCUUUAGACCCGAACGCUGGUUGGAGAAACCUGAUGCUCCGUUGUUUACGUAUGGGAUGGGGUAUCGAAUGUGUGCGGGCAGUUUGUUGGCGAAUCGGGAGUUGUAUUUGGUGUUGAUGAGGAUGUUGAGUUGUUUUGAGAUUUUGCCGUAUGGGGAGGUGGAUGUGCAUCCUGUGAGGGGGAGUUGUGAUCCGAAGAGUUUGGUGGCCAUGCCGGAGAGGUAUCAGGUUCGGUUUGUGCCGAGGGAUGGGGAGGGGUUGAGGAGGGUGUUGGAGGAGAAGGAGGGGAUGGGGGUUUUUGAGUAG